Messenger RNA from Humulus lupulus (European hop), 1038 nucleotides. RefSeq lists its product as uncharacterized. Bases 1 to 1038 code for a protein of 345 amino acids. NCBI's taxonomy places the organism in Eukaryota, Viridiplantae, Streptophyta, Magnoliopsida, Rosales, Cannabaceae. The record is from RefSeq and is a predicted model, not a curated record. The transcript has a single exon.
AUGGCGCAUGAAAGGACGUUGAAAGAGUUGGCAGCGCCAAAUCUAGACCAUCAACCUCUCUGUGUUCAAUAUCCUGCGUUGGAUGUUAACUUUGAACUCAAUUCGAGCCUCAUACAUUUACUACCAUCUCUCCAUGGGCUACCAGGAGAGGACCCGAAUAAGCAUCUGACAAAAUUUCACAUAGUCUGCUCUAGCAUGAAACCAACUUUAGUAACGGAAGAGCAAAUUAAAUUAAGAGCAUUUCCAUUUUCUUUGAAGGAUGGUGCAAAGGAAUGGCUCUAUUACCUUCCUCCUGGAACUGUUAAUACCUGGAAUGAAAUGAAGACAUUGUUCUUGGAGCGUUACUUCCCAGCAUCUAAGGUUGGUAGUAUAAGGAAGGAAAUCUAUGGCAUUCGCCAACAGACUGGGGAGUCAUUAUAUGAGUAUUGGGAGAUAUUUAAGAGGCUAUGUGCUAGCUGCCCUCUGAUCCAAUACUUUUAUGAAGGACUAUUUCCAUUGGACAGGAGCAUGAUUGAUGCAGCAAGUGGGGGAGCACUGGUGGAUAAGACUCCUGCUGCAGCUAGGAGCUUAAUUUCUAAUUCGGCAGCUAAUUCUCAACAAUUUAGAGUUCGUCAAGAAGUUUAUGUUAAGGGAUUAAAUGAGACAAACUCUAAAGUAGAACAGCAGCUGUCGCAAUUAACUAGUAUGGUUCAACAGAUGGCUUUAGGUCAGCAAGUGAGACCUUGUGGCAUAUGUCAGUUGGUGGGGCAUCCUACUUAUGCAUAUCCCACAAAUCAAGAGGAUACCAAUGAGCAUGUAAAUGCAAUGGGGGGAUUCCCAGGGCAACCUAGGAAAAGUUAUGACCCUUAUGCUAUAAGUUAUAAUGAAGGAUGGAAGGAACAUCCUAAUCUUUUAUAUGGGAAUCAACAACAAACUGUUCCUACUAGAUCACCAGGGUUUCCUUAUCAACAAAGGCAACAACAAACCUAUACACCUCAGCCUCAACAACCUAUUACCUCACAAGCUCAAGAACCAUCAAUGGCAGAUAUGCUAAAAUAG